This is a messenger RNA of Pseudogymnoascus destructans, 483 nucleotides long. RefSeq lists its product as uncharacterized. NCBI's taxonomy places the organism in Eukaryota, Fungi, Ascomycota, Leotiomycetes, Thelebolales, Thelebolaceae. The record is from RefSeq and is a predicted model, not a curated record. Bases 1 to 483 code for a protein of 160 amino acids. The transcript has a single exon.
AUGCAACACAGGAUCAAAAUCCCCUACGAAAGAUCAGGGCUAUACUUGACCCCUCGCCCUGAUGAGAUGUAUCACACUUUUAAGCGCAAUCGAGUUUCCGAAACUGGGAUGAAGCUGAGGACGAAUCAGACUUUGACCCACUUACAACGGAAGUUACGUUUAGCCACGCCUCAUUUGGCGAUUUUUUCCCAUGAUGAAAAGGAAGGCCCAGUCUCAGGCGGAGAAAACACCUUGCCAGUUGGAGUUGAUAUCAGAAAUGCGAGGGUUCCGGUUUUCUGUGCAUGUUUAGAUAUCAUGUCUUGCGAGCCAAACAGCCCUAAAGAACCGGUUGCAUUGGAGUUAAGGUCAUAUGUGGCCUCUGUUUGGCUGGAAUUGCUCCGAAAGAUUGAUAUUACUAAAACGAGCGAAGAGGAUAAGGAAGCUAUUGCCCACGGCCUGAUGUCUGUGUUGACAAAAAGCCCAGGCCUUGCGGAUGUAAAUUGA